Messenger RNA from Spirodela intermedia, 537 nucleotides. The record is from the annotation of a GenBank genome assembly. Lineage: Eukaryota; Viridiplantae; Streptophyta; Magnoliopsida; Alismatales; Araceae.
AUGAAGAGCAAGGCCUCUGCACUCCUGAAGCAGGUUGUCUCCCUGCUGGUAUCCAUCGUCAAGGCCAAGUCGGCGGCCGUCAAGACAAAGACGAGAGCGCUCAAGACGCGGCUACUCAUCUUCGGCCUUCUCCACAACCACAAGGUCCUCAGCGUCAUCACGCACAAAAUCAGCGCACUCGUGGGCCACGAAAAGGACGAUGCGGCCGCCACCGCCGCCUUUGCGAUGGUUCAACGUGAAGCAGAAGGGUUAGAGACGCUGCAGGAUCUGGACGCCGGCGGCGGCGGAGAGGCGGUGGAAGAAGAGGAUGACGGGUACCCAGACCUCCGGCACUCCCUCUUCGACGAUGACGACGGCAGCGGGUCCGUGGUGGAGCUGGUGAAGAGCACCAGGGGGGAGAAUGAAGGGGAGUUCGUUCUUGAGGACGAGAUCGAUCACGUGGCGGAGGUAUUCAUCAGGAGAUUCCACAGGCAGAUGAGGCUCCAGAGGCUCGAGUCUCUCAAGAGGAACCAGGAGAUGCUCCAAAUGACAGCUUAG